AUGCAGCAGAGCCUCAUCCCCGGCCACAACAACAACCGCCACCUGACCUACGAAGAGGUCGAGAACAACAUCGGUGGGCUGCCGGUGACGGACAACCGCAUCCAGGACCUGUUCGACUCUCUGGACGUGGACCACAGCGGCGCCGUUUCGGUGGAGGUGGUGAAGAGAUUCUACAUGGGUCUCGAGCACUACGGUGUGGACCUCUCUGAUAAGGAGCUUGACGAAAUGGUGCGCAAGCAUGCCGCGACGCACGAGGAAUCCCUGAACUACGAAGAGUUCGCGUGCUUCGUGCUCAGCCUUGCGCAGUGGUAA
Leishmania mexicana MHOM/GT/2001/U1103 is the source of this 312-nucleotide messenger RNA. RefSeq lists its product as hypothetical. The record is from RefSeq and is a predicted model, not a curated record. Gene Ontology annotation, molecular function: calcium ion binding. The transcript has a single exon. The coding region runs from base 1 to 312 and encodes 103 amino acids. NCBI's taxonomy places the organism in Eukaryota, Euglenozoa, Kinetoplastea, Trypanosomatida, Trypanosomatidae.